UUGCCUGGGAUAGAAUCGUCACAACCGUGUGUAUACGCUCGGAAAACCACCCUUCCCCAGCUGUUCCAAUAGCGUCACUGACGACACAGAAUGAGAGGGAGGCAGCAGUUCGGGAUCCUCAACCUUCUACGAGUCUAGAAAUAACUCCUCUCCUCCUGGCAAAGCCACGGAACGCGUAUUUUCAGAACAAAGUUUGCAUUUCACUUAACUUAGGUCGACAAUUCCGGUACAUUUUGAUUGACGAAUUGUACUGUGGGUUCGAUGCCUUUGACUCUGGUCCGGACUCAGUCGGCCCGGACAUGCCUAGUUCCGAGCUGGUGACGGACUUUGUGAGAAGUGUGCUUCUGGCACGGAAAUCCGGAAGAGGAGAGCUUACCGAUUCCCCCAUCGAGUGGCAAAACGAGAUUCAGACUCUUCAGGGACACUGCGCCGUGAUGAGCACCGUGUCGCUGACCACUUCCACCUUUAGGGCCAGCUCGGAUAAGCUGAGCGACAACGCCUCCACCUCGUCUUCCACCACUACCACCACCAAGAAGCAGCAGAAGCAGCUGCUCAAGAACUUCACCAGGAGCUACAGCUUGACUAGCAGCAGCUGCACCAACAGUGAGGACAACGCGGCCUUCAAACUAUCUUCCGCUGAUCGGAGAUUUUCUUUCGACGAUAUUCUUGACGAGAAGGAAGAGGACUUCAAACCAGAGAGGACUUCUUCCUUGUCCGAACUUCUGAAUUCUUCCGAAGGCGACAUUCGGGUGGAACAUAAGAGUCGAGACUUUGUCCGUCAGUCUUCCCGCACGUCGUCGACAGAGACCAUGUCUAGCGGCGAGAACAAGAAGUGCAUCUUCUCCAAGAAGAAAGUCAUGCACGACAUCUCAUCAUCGCUCUCAUCACUUUCAAAAGAGAUGACAAUUUCGUCUAAAGCUUCGUGCACGAAAUCGUCUCAGUCCGCUCAAAAUCUUCACCAAGCGGCAGUGAACGAAACUAAAGGAAAGACAUGCCAGAUGUCCAUGGUUCUGCAGAGAUCUAAGCAAAGUUCGCCUUGCAAGAUGAGUCCAAGCCGUCCACCUCAAGCCCCUAAAAUCCAGCCUAACCAUGUCCAAGAAGACCUCGAUCUUUUACUGAAGGGAGUGGAAUCUCCAGAGCUGGCCUUGGCCAUGGGGCGCAUCAUAGCCAGGAUGGACGCCCUAGGGGAUGACCUUAAGGCCAAUACUAGCGCUAGAGGUGCCUUUACUGACGAUGUGUUUUGUGAAAUCACAGAUAACAAGACGGACAAUCGGAGGAGUGAGUUAAUGACACUGGCUGCAAUGAAUGACCUCAUCCGGAAAGCGUGGGCGGUCAGCACCAUCGGAUAUGACUUGGGAUCUAGUCUUUGCAAAAGUCUCUUAAACAAAGGAGUUUUGGACAUUUUGCUGAAAAACUUCAAUUCAGACGACAGCACGAUCCAGUUCGAAAGUGCUCGACUGCUGGAACAAUCUCUAACAACGGAAAAUCGAGCUUACGUGGUCAAGCAUGGACUUGCAACGGUGGUCAAAGUGGCCUGCGAAUGCUCGAAAUCGCCGUGCGUCGAAAAAUCUAGAAUUGGCACGGGGAUAUUGGAACACCUCUUCAAAAAUUCCGAAGAGACGUGUCACGAGGUUAUUCGACUCGGUGGACUUUCAGCUAUCCUUUACGAAUGCAGGAACUGUGACGUUGAAACUCUGAGACACUGUGCAGCGGCUCUGGCCAACCUUUCCCUCCAUGGAGGACCAGAGAACCAAGAGGCCAUGAUACAACAUAAGGCUUCUGAAUGGUUGUUUCCGCUGGCCUUCCACUCAGACGACAACAUCAAGUACUACGCCUGCCUGGCAAUAGCAGCUCUGGUAGCGAACAAAGAAAUCGAGGCAGCUGUUCUUAGGUCUGGAACUUUGGAUCUAGUGGAACCUUUUGUUACUGGACAUUCUCCGGAGGAGUUCGCUCAAAGCACUGUCGCCCACGUGCACGGACAGUCCAAGAACUGGCUCCUCAAACUGGUGCCUGUGCUCUAUAGUAAAAGGGAAGAAGCUCGUAGUUUGGCUGCGUUCCAUUUUGCUAUGGAAGCCGGCAUCAAAAAGAGACAAGGCAAUACAAACGUUUUCCACGAUAUCGGUGUCGUAAACGCUUUGAAGAAAGUCGCCAGCUCCCCCAACGCUAUCGCAUCCAAGUACGCCGCCCAGGCUCUGCAACUGAUAGGAGAGCAAGUGCCUCACAAACUCUCUCAACAAGUGCCUCUCUGGACGGUGGAGGAUGUGGUUGAAUGGGUCAAGCAGAUAGGCUUUUCUCGCUAUAGUCAAGAGUUCCUGAACAGCAAAGUAGAUGGUGAUCUUUUACUACAACUAAGUGAAAAAUCUCUUAGCGAAGACAUAGGUAUAGCAAACGGAAUCCUCAGAAAAAGAUUCCAACGCGAGCUUAACCAAUUGAAAAGACUGGCGGACUACUCGUCGUGCGACACUUCCGGACUGAGUUCUUUCCUCCAGGGUCUGGGCCCAGAAUUCUGCCAAUACACCUACCAGAUGCUGUUAAGUGGCGUACACGUCAAAGAUCUCAAGGAUCUCACUCCCGAGCAGCUUGAAACGGAGUGCGGCAUUUCAAACAGCAUCCACCGAAUGAGAAUCAUGCACAUGGUCAAAGGCAUGCAUUCUAGUCGAAAUGGUGUAGAAUAUGAAGAGGGUCCAAAUCCUAAAAGCCUCGAUGUUUUCAUCAGUUAUAGAAGAUCUAGUGGAUCACAGUUAGCUAGUCUAUUAAAAGUCCAUCUUCAACUGCGAGGCUUCUCUGUAUUCAUUGACGUGGAGAGGCUCGAGGCGGGAAAGUUCGACAACAACCUGCUCAACAGUGUCCGACAAGCCAGGCAUUUCAUCUUGGUUCUUACUGCAAAUUCUCUGGACAGGUGUAUUAACGACACAGAUUGCAAAGACUGGGUGCAUAAGGAAAUAGUGGAAGCCUUAAAGAGUCAGUGCAACAUCAUUCCCAUCUUGGAUAACUUCCAAUGGCCAGAGGUAGAAUCCUUGCCUGAAGAUAUGAGAGCAAUUCCUUAUUUUAAUGGAGUAAGAUGGAUCCACGAUUAUCAAGAUGCCUGUGUGGAUAAACUAGAAAGGUUCAUGCGAGGCGAAUUGAACGUCAGAGUGGAUGGACCCAUAGGACGACAUCUGGGAAUGGGAGGUUCAGCAACACCAGGCACACCAGGGUCUAUACCUAGGCCUUUGCCUCACAACAGUUACCACAGAAGUAAUAGUAACGACAGUGACAGCAACAGCAGAUGAUCCAUCUUAUCUUAAAAUAAAACUUUUGGAAAGACUGCCAUUUUCAACAUAAAUAUGUGUUGAUGUGUGUGCCCAACAGUAAAGGGAAUCUGAAUCAUUUAGUAGUGAUGUAGUUUUAAGUUUUGACGCCAGGAGCAUAUAAACAUUGACUGUUUCACAUAUGUGAAAUGUAUCUUUGCUCCCUUGGAAGUAGUAUCACCCAGGACAACCUCGCGAUCCCUUCCUGCCUUCUUCAUUAUGCAAAUAUUUUGGUGGGAGGGAUGAGCUGUAUGUCGAUUUAAAUUCUUUUGUUGUAAAUAAUGAAAGCAUGAUUGAGGCCAUGCUAUUUUUCGAAGAUUUUUUGUGUGUGUUGAAAUUGAAAGCAUGCCAACACAUGCCGAAAAAUUUGGGUUGAAUACAGUUUUUGCCAUCCAGUUAAUUUUUGUAUAGGUUUUUCCUAAAUGGCAGCAUGCAGGUGUGGCAUCUGGCAUCCACGAAUGCCCAAGACUGAACACAAUACGAAGUGUGAAAUCUUCAAAAUGAAACUUGUUUUUCUGAGCUGUAUGAAAAAUCAAACAUUAUUGCUUGAGAUGUUCAUUUGUAAAUAUAUCAUACGAUUUCGCUUUCCAGCAUUUUCCAGUAGAAGAAAUAUUAAUUAAAUGUUUUCUCUGAAGUGAGUUUUGUAUGCAGUUAUUGUAGAAUGAUCGCAAAUGGAUUAGUUUGCUAUUAUUCUAUAAUUAACGGCAAAUUCAUAGCAUUAAAGCAUAUUAAAGAAUUAAUUAUAAAGCAUAUUAAAGAAUAAGAUUAUUUUAAAUAAUCGAAAGAAAAAGGGAACACCUAAUCAUUAUACUUUAAUUUAUGAGGUAUCUGAGAGCAAUAUGGCCAUUUUUAUUUCAAAUUAAAGUUAUGGUGGUUUCAAUAAUAAGGUAUAAAAAAAAUAAAAGGUGAUUAUUGGUGCUAUUUAUCCCCAACGUUUUUAAAGAAAAUUUUAUUUUUACUUUUAAAUUUUCCUUACUACUUUUUUUUGAAAGAAAUAUUGCUACUUUCUUAUUUUUUUUUAAAUAAAUCCAUUCAGCCUUCACCUGCUGAGUAUUAUUUAAAUUAAAAAAAAAAAGAAACUUCCUGAAAUUGAUACUUUUUCAAUUGAUUAAAUAUAUAUUUCAAUUAAUCAAAAAAGAAUCCCUUUUUAACAAAUUCCAAAAUGCUAUCAGAAUUGAAGCACCCAAAAAGUUUAAAACGAAGGUAAAAAAAAUUCCGAGUUAGAGCAAAAUAAAUUUCUUGAAUUUUGACGGAAUAAUAGCAAAUAGAUAUUACAAGCACUUGUGGCUUUAUUUCUCUACAACAAAAUUCGCGAAAACUCUCAUUCAUAUAAAAAAAUACACUGCCAUAAUAGUAAAGAGCAGUAGAAACUUAUCAAAGUUCCAUAGCCCAUUGAUUUUUUAAAUUUAUUAUUACCAGGUAAAUUUACAAGAUAUGAGGAUAAAUAUAAGCGAUCAAAGUGAGGACAGCUGCUUUGGAAGGCAAGCAGCUUGUAUUCUUUCAUUCACAGAAAAUGUUACUGGACUCAUUCAGAACCCCUGUAGCAUUUUCGUAGCUUUCUUUUCAAGAUAGUUGAGUAUUUUUAGUAGUAAAAGUGUAAUCUGAUGUUCAUAUCGAAUGUUUCGAGAUUACUCUCAUAUAUUUUAUCAACAAAAUUUAUGAAAUAGUUCCUAUUUUCUUAUUAAUUAAUAUGAAAAUCUUUUCGUCUUACUAGAAAUAUAUUACAAAUUUUUGUAACAGAAUGAUAUUUUAGUAAAUAUAUAGUGUUGUGCGCCAAAGUUAUUGCUGCAAAUUUAUAACUUUGCUACAAGUAAAUAUAUAUA
This is a messenger RNA of Argiope bruennichi, 5113 nucleotides long. RefSeq names its product NAD(+) hydrolase sarm1-like. The record is from RefSeq and is a predicted model, not a curated record. Gene Ontology annotation, molecular function: NAD+ nucleosidase activity; signaling adaptor activity; protein binding. Gene Ontology annotation, biological process: signal transduction; response to axon injury; negative regulation of MyD88-independent toll-like receptor signaling pathway. Lineage: Eukaryota; Metazoa; Arthropoda; Arachnida; Araneae; Araneidae. The transcript is spliced from 14 exons. Bases 300 to 3272 code for a protein of 990 amino acids. Gene Ontology annotation, cellular component: dendrite.